AACAAACCCCAAAAGCAUUAAAAAUGACCGACACGAAGCGCGUUGUGGUGACUGGCGCCAGUGGACUACUGGGACGCGCAGUAGUUGCGGUAUUCCGUGCCCGCGGCGACGACGUGACGGCUCUGGCGCACACGCGCGCGCGCGACGGAUACACCCCGCUGGAUCUGACGGACACGGCGGCGGUCGAGGCGUUCUUUGAGCGCCCCGUCGACGUCGUCGUGCACUGUGCAGCGGAGCGCCGACCCGACGUUGCUGAAGCCAACCCCGCCGCGGCCGAGGCGAUCAACGUCGCUGUGCCCGCUCACCUCGCGACUCUCGCGGCUAAGCAUGGCUUCACGCUCCUCUACAUGUCGACCGACUACGUCUUUGACGGGCGCAACCCGCCGUAUGAGGCCGACUCGGAGCCGCACCCGCUGCAGAUGUACGGCCGCCAGAAGCUCGCAGGCGAGAAGGCGAUCAAGGUUGCCGGCGCACGGGCGUGCGCUCUCCGCGUACCCGUGCUUUACGGCCGCGCAGAGUACAACGGCGAGUCGGCGGUCAACGUUCUCGUCGAUGUCGUCCAAGAUCAGUCGGGCAAGACGUACACCAUGGACGACUACCAGAUCCGCAACCCCACUUGCGUUGAGGAUGUCGCGCGCGUGCUGUAUGACCUCGCGCGCGUUCCCUCCCUCCCCCAGGUCGCGCAGUACCGCUCCCCCGGGCGCUCGUACACCAAGUGGGACAUGACCAAGGUUAUCGCGGGUGCGCUCAAGCUUCCGAUCGACCACAUCACGCCCGUGUCCACCAAGCCCACGAAUGGCACCGAGCGCCCGUGGAACACCGAGCUGAGCCUCCGCAGCCUCGAGGAGGCCGGGGUCAGCACGGCCGAGGCCAAGACCUUCGAGGAGUGGUGGACCGCCUACCUCCAGUAGAUUGAUAGAGCAUGCAACUAGUAAUACCGA
This is a messenger RNA of Cutaneotrichosporon oleaginosum, 941 nucleotides long. RefSeq lists its product as uncharacterized. Gene Ontology annotation, biological process: S-adenosylmethionine biosynthetic process. Gene Ontology annotation, cellular component: methionine adenosyltransferase complex. NCBI's taxonomy places the organism in Eukaryota, Fungi, Basidiomycota, Tremellomycetes, Trichosporonales, Trichosporonaceae. The record is from RefSeq and is a predicted model, not a curated record. Gene Ontology annotation, molecular function: methionine adenosyltransferase regulator activity.